Messenger RNA from Mastomys coucha (southern multimammate mouse), 7913 nucleotides. It is a transcript of the gene Zbtb4, whose product is annotated as zinc finger and BTB domain containing 4. The transcript is spliced from 5 exons. Gene Ontology annotation, biological process: regulation of DNA-templated transcription. Lineage: Eukaryota; Metazoa; Chordata; Mammalia; Rodentia; Muridae. The record is from RefSeq and is a predicted model, not a curated record. Bases 2383 to 5337 code for a protein of 984 amino acids. Gene Ontology annotation, molecular function: DNA-binding transcription factor activity, RNA polymerase II-specific; RNA polymerase II cis-regulatory region sequence-specific DNA binding; protein binding.
GGCUCCGGCUCCCUGGUUGGGUGUUCUUUCUGACGCGACAGGAGGAGGAGAAUGUUUCUGAUCCUGUCGUCCUCACCCCCCUCCGAUUUCCCGAGCGCUCAAGCUGACGGCUUCCGGAAUGGAGGAUAAAGUUAGGCCAUCUUUACACAGUUUUGGCGUUCAGGCUUAUUUUCAGCUAGUCUCUCAUUAAUAUUCCCUCCCCCACAACACCGGGAAAAUGGUUUGUUCUACGCAUCGGUAACGAAGGCGGAGCCCGUCGGGUCCUCCCGAGCGUGUUCCGGGGGAGGGAGGGAGGGACCGGACGGCCCUCGCUCAUGAAUAUUCAGUCAUUCGCUGAAUAUGCAUAAGGCACACAAGAUGGAGCGUCCAAUCCGUUGGAAGUAGCGGAUAUUCGUGGAGAGCCUUCUCAGGAUGUUUGGGGGGGGAACGCCUGUCCUCUAACAGCUUUACUGAGCCUUGGCGCUGGAUAUAUCCAGCGCAAGCUUUUCCUGAGCCCGGAGGCCUGUUCUGAAAGUAGGAUGUCUGCUACCCGGGAGCCGUAAAUCACGCGACCGCGACCAUCUGAGAAAAGCAGAUUAGCGGUGGGGCAGAAUACCAAUGUCUUGGGGAAUUUGGGGUCAAGGAAUGUGAGCUUUUAGGAAAUCCUACACCUUCCAGACGAGUUCAGAAAUAAGGUGGCAGCUGAGUGUUUCAAGGGAAUCUCCAAAAAGAGCAUGUUUCCACUCUUUUCAAAGCAAAGCCAGCUGCUCACCCAACCACAGUGAUUCAUGUUUGAUGUCAGUGUUACAUCACCACUCGGACAGGGAACACCACCACUAAGAAAAGCAAAAUACGGUCCAAAGGAGAAGAAACGCUCCCCUCCCCCAGUGCUGGUGGUUUGCCUGACAAGCUGCAUUCUUCGUUCUUCAUCUCCAGUGCUCUUCUCUUUCCUGCCUGUGGGUUUAAUCCCCAUGGUCCACUUCCGGGCUUCCUUAGUCCUUUGGGUCUGAGACCUCACUGCCUAAUUAUGCCCCUAUUCCCUGUUCCCAGCCCAAAUUCCAUACCCUGGUUCCUGAACUUGCUUCAGGUCUUCCCUCUCCGUUUAGUCCCAAGUCACCCUUGAAUCCUAGGAAAUCUCUAUUCACACCAGUUUUUUACUUUAAUAUUUAUUUUGUGUGUAAGCACGCCACAGCGCAUAUAUAGAGAGAAUAAUCUGUACGAGUUGGUUCUCUCCAUCUACCAUGUAGAUCAGGCUUGAUGGCAUUAGCCUUUACUUGCUGAGCUAUCUCACUGGUCCUCCACACCAGUUCUUUGCCAGGCAUUUGUUCUUCCAUGGUUUUUAUUCUUGAUUCUCCUAUUUACCCCUGUCCCACCCUCCCCCAGGCUCUCAAGUUUGAUUUCAUUCUUCCACUUGCCCUUCCUUAUCACAACUGAGGUUCUGGGCAGUAAUGAUGGCAAUGCUGCCUAACACAACCCCUGCUCCCAUGAUGUCAGUAGGUGCAACAGUCUCAUAGAGUACAUAAUACUGCAGCAUCAGGGCUACCACAACCUCAGAGUGCAGGACAGCACAUACCAGGGCAGGGUGGGCCUUGGUGACUGCAUAGCUCACACAUACAAAGGAAACCAAUGCAAGGAGCCCCACUGCCACCAUACAACUCCAGCUCAGAGUGUCUUGGGGUAGCACGGGGGUCUGUAACACAAAGAGGCCUGGUACAGAGACCAUUAGUCCCACCAGGCCAAAUAGGAAGGCCACAGUUGGUAGGCAGGAGGGGAAGUGUAGAGAGCGAUAAAUCUGCAGCCCCAGGGACAGUGCCAGACCUCCCAGGAAAGCCAGUACAUAGCCCAGGGCUGUGUAGAGGCCAGUAGUCCCUUCCUGCAAUGUCCCUAGUCCAGGUCCCACAAUGAUGAUUAGUCCAAGGGUGCUGCCAAACAGGCCACACCAAGCAUAGCCACUGAGACCCUGGCUCUCGAGGCAGAGUGUGAGGAGGGCAGAGCACACCGUGGAAGAGCCUUUGCGAACGGUGACUGCGUUGCCAGCGGGCACCACCUGAACUGCACUGUAGGCACAGCCGAUGCUGAGGACAUUGAGAAUGGCAUGGAGGAAGGCCCGAACCCGCACAUCAGGAGGUCCCAGCAGUGGAUCACCACGAAACUUAAGUAACAAGGCAAUGGGGAGGUGGAAGAGGCAUCGGAAGAUGAGCAGCUCCAGCGAGGGCAACUGGGAGGUCUGAUACUCACCAUCUCUUCUUGGACUUCCUCCUCUCCUCCUGGGUCGGGCUGCCUGGUCCUCUGCAGAGCUUCAGCCAUUGUGACUUGCUUGGAGUGAGAAAGAAAAGGCCAGGCUGGAGGGACUUGCUGAGCCACGACGCUGCUCCAUGUUGGCUAUGCUCUCAGGCUGGCAUCAUGCCACCCCCUGCAGAGGUGACGGACCCAUCCCAUGCCCCAGCUGUCCUGCGUCAGCUCAAUGAGCAGCGGCUCCGUGGCCUCUUCUGUGACGUCACCCUCAUAGCUGGAGACACCAAGUUCCCCGCUCACCGCAGUGUCCUGGCCGCCUCUAGUCCCUUCUUCAGAGAAGCUCUACUAGCUUCAGCCCCACUGCCCCUCCCACCAGUUACUGGUGGCUCAGCCCCCAGCCCUGCAACCACCACAGCUGCCUCCUCUUCAUCCUCCUCUCCCCCUCCUGCCUCUCCUCACUCUUCAUCUCCUCCCCGGGUGCUAGAGCUGCCCGGGGUCCCAGCAGCUGCCUUCUCUGAUGUCCUCAACUUCAUCUAUAGUGCCCGGCUUGCACUCCCUGGUGGUGGCGGGGAUGGAGCAGCUGUGGCAGAGAUUGGCGCUUUGGGCCGGAGGCUGGGUAUCUCUCGUCUACAGGGCCUGGGGGAAGGAGGUGAUGCUUGGGUACCCCCUGCCCCAACUUCCAUGGUCACCUCAGAUCCUAUUGAGGAUGGUUUGGGACCAGGGCCUAGAGCAGAUGGAGAGUGGGUGGGUGACAAAGCUGAGGCCCUGGCUCCUGACUCCCAGCCCCGGCGGUCCUUUCCUUGCCCUCGAUGUGGAAAAAGCUUCAUCCAUCCCAAGCGACUGCAGACCCACGAGGCUCAGUGUCGACGAGGGUCCAACACUCGGGGGUCUGCAGGGCUGGGACCUGGGGGCUCUGGCCCUGGGGGUCCUGCAGGAGUGGACGCCUCAGCAUUGCCACAACCAGUGGGCUUCAGAGAUGGUCCUGAGCAUGUGGUGAAGGUUGUGGGCGGCCAUGUGCUCUAUGUGUGUGCGGCCUGUGAGCGUUCCUACGUGACCCUGUCCAGCCUGAAGCGGCACAGCAAUGUACACUCAUGGCGGAGGAAGUACCCCUGCCGCUACUGUGAGAAGGUGUUUGCCCUGGCUGAGUACCGCACCAAGCACGAGGUGUGGCACACUGGGGAGCGCAGGUACCAGUGCAUCUUCUGCUGGGAAACCUUUGUCACCUAUUAUAACCUGAAGACCCACCAGCGAGCCUUCCAUGGCAUUAGCCCUGGCCUCCUAGCCAGUGAGAAGACACCCAAUGGAGGCUACAAGCCCAAGCUUAAUACCCUCAAGCUGUACCGCCUGCUCCCUAUGCGGGCAGCCAAGCGGCCCUACAAGACCUACAGUCAGGGAGGCCCCGAGGCCCCUCUUUCUCCAAGCCUCCACACACCGGCUCCCGCAGCAAUGCCAGUCAGCCCCCAAGCCCUACCCCCACCUGCCCCAGAACCUGGUCCUCCCCCCUCUGUCAUCACCUUUGCUCAUCCGGCUCCCUCUGUCAUUGUCCAUGGGAGCAGUGGUAGUGGUGCAGCUGGGGGCGGACCAGCCGGCACAGGAGGGUCCCAAGCUGCCUCAGUCAUCACUUAUACGACUCCCCCAAGACCCCCCAAGAAACGAGAGUACCCACCUCCUCCCCCUGAGCCUGCAGCAACACCCACCAGCCCAGCCUCCACCGCCGUCAGCCCAGCCACAGCUGCAGGGCCAGCCACAGCCACAGAGGAGGCCAAGGGCCGGAAUCUGCGGGCUGGGAGGACUCUGACUUACACAGCCAAACCCGUGGGUGGGAUGAGUGGGAGUGGGGGCUCCCCGACAGGGACAGGCCGAGGCUCUUCUCAGCUUCAGGCUCCACCUCCACUGUGUCAGAUCACUGUGAGAAUUGGGGAAGAGGCCAUUGUCAAGCGCCGCAUCUCAGAAACUGACCUGCGUCCUGGAGAGCUGAGUGGAGAGGAAGUAGAGGAGAGCGAGGGAGAGGAGGAGGAGGAGGAAGAAGAGGAGGAGGACCAGGAGGACCAAGAGGAAUCGAAGGCUGGAGGGGAAGAUCAGCUUUGGAGACCCUACUAUUCAUACAAGCCUAAGCGGAAGGCUGGAGCUUCUGCCAGUGGGGUCAGCGGACUGCCCCGAGGACGAAGACCACCACGCUGGAGGCAAAAGCUGGAACGAAGGGGCUGGGAGGAAACCCCAUCAGUGGAGGGCCCAGGAGGACGAGGACGUGGUGAGCGUAGGCACCGUUGUGGGGACUGUGCUCAGGUCUUUGCCACUGUGAGGAAGCUGAGAAAGCACCAGGAAGCCCAUAGUGGGGGCUCCCACACUUCCAGGACUGGGAGGAGGUCUUCCACCCGCUUCACCUGUCCUCACUGUGCCAAGGUGUGUAAGACGGCAGCUGCCCUGAACCGACAUGGGCAGAGGCAUGCUGUGGAACGGCCUGGGGGCACUCCCACACCUGUCAUCGCCUAUUCCAAAGGCAGCAUUGGCACCAUGCCCACUGAGGUCAAAGAGGAGGCCCCCCAAGAGAUGCAAGUGUCCUCGUCCAGUGGGGAGGCAGGUGGUGGUAGUGCUGCUGCUGCCGAAGCUGCUGAGUCUGCCUCACUCCAGGACCCGGUCAUCUCUGGGGGUGAGGAGCCCCCAGUAGCAGGUGGGGGCAGCUAUGUAUACCCACCUGUACAGGAAUUUCCCCUGGCCCUGAUAGGAGGCAGCCGGGAGCCUGGUGCCAGCAAAGGAAAGCCUGGGAAUGAGGGGUCAAUGGGAGCUUCUGAGGGAGACCGGAUGGAGGGGAUGGGGACUGCCAAAGUCACCUUCUACCCUGAGCCCUACCCACUUGUCUAUGGCCCCCAGCUCCUUGCUGCCUACCCUUACAACUUCAGCAACUUGGCUGCUCUCCCGGUUGCUCUCAACAUGGUCCUACCUGACGAAAAGGGUGGUGGGGCCCUUCCCUUCCUACCAGGGGUCUUUGGCUACGCAGUGAAUCCUCAAGCAGCGCCACCUACUCCACCAACCCCACUUCCCCCUCUUCCUCUGCCAGUUCCCCCUAAGGGAAUAGGGGAAAUGACAGGGGUAGAGAGAACCCAGAAGGGGGAUGUGGGGUGAGCACCAAGGCCAGAUCUCCCUCUCACCAGAUGCCACCCUCCCUGAAUUCCCUCCCCUCACUCUCAGCUCCCUGGCCUCCCUGCCCUUUGGGAGCCCCAUCACACUCUUGUGCAGGGAUUUGGGGGCCCCUGGAGCUCAGGAGUCAGGCUGCUUUGUGUGAUUGUAGUUUCCCCAUCCCCUGAGAAGGGAGUUUUGGUGGUUCCUCUCUCAGUCUUCUCCAGGGAAUGGCCCCUGUGAGGGGAAGAGCCAGCUCCCACCCCUUCUCCAGCCCUUGGGGCAAUUGAGCAAUAUACUUAUCUGAGUCUCUACUUACAGCCCCCACCAGCUCUGAAUGUCUAACCUGCUCCCCUGAUUUGUAAGCCUAGGGGGAAACCAUCUCUCUCACCUAAUGAUGCCUGCUCAUUCUGACGCUGUCUCUAAGCCCUUGCCCCAGAUGCUUCCUAGCACAUUCCAUUCUUUGUGGCCCAGGGCCUGGACCAGACCAUUGUGAUAUCUGACCCACCAGCCUGGAAGCAUGGCUUUGGAUUCCGUUCUUCCCAAGGGUGGGUUUCUCUGUCCUUGUCUCUUUCAUAUUAAGACGCCAUGCCUUCCUUGGCUUCCAUGCCUUUGGAUCUUCCACAUUCCUUCCUAUGCUCCUAGACUUUGGAGAUGGCCUAACCCAUGCCAGGUCAAAAGGAGGUGGGAGGUGUCCCAUGGCUGAACACUUUUUCAAUACAGGGCAGGGAAAUCUUGGGCCUUUCCUUUAAGUCCAAGUCCAGUGACCCCAGAUUCUCCCAAGACAAAAGAGGUGAAUAGAUCAUAACUCUUCUGGCCUUUAUAUGUGACUUCUUUGGGGCUAACCCAAAUUUGAGCACCAGGUAUGAAGCACUCUAUACAGAAUGGAGAAGAGAAUCUACUUUCUCCCUGCCAACCCCUCACUAUGGUUUCUCCUAGAUUAGACCAAAUAGCCAGAAAAAUCGAUGGGGUUUGAUGUGUGGGUAAGCCCAGGAUUUGAACCUAACCUCCACCCUUACCUCUUUAUCCUUUCCCCUCUGAUGUCACUGUCCUCACCAAUCACCCCCGAUGGUUUUGAGGGGACCAUCUGCCUCUUCUGGUGGGCUCUGGGGCAUCCCCACCAACUUUGCCUCCAAGAUAGCACCUUAUACCCCAUCUUUGACUCAGUCCCCCACACCCAAAGAUCCCAGCCUAGGAAUGGGGUGCAGGGAUUUUAAAUAGUCCCUAAUCUCUAAUUUGCACUAGUUAACCCUGGUCAGGGGUCCUAUGUUUCCUUCCAGUAGGAACUAUAGAGAAAUGUUUGUUCCUAAUUCCCUUUGAAAAUGGGGCCUCCCUGAUGUGUGUGAUUAGAUGGAUAUUUCCAGUAUACCCACCUCCCCUCCCCCACAAAGAAAGAACCAGCUCACAAAGGGAGAGCCAGUUUGGGGAAGCAGAUUUGAUGUGGGAGUUAGAGGAGUAUGACUUCAAAAGGAGAAAGACUGUCUUAACCAAAUGAUAGGCUUUCUCUCAGCUACUGUUCUCUGGGGCCAAGAUGGCUGCCCUCUGACCUGCUGUGGAGAGGGCAAGAUCAUGGCUUUUGGAGGGAGGUGAGUUUGGGACGGUCAGGAGCAGCUUCCUGCCCCCUCCUAGCCUCCAAGUAUAUAGAAAGGGGGAGGUUUUUGACAGGCUUCCUGAAUGUUAAACACGGAGGGGUCACUCCACCCCUCCUCUGUCUCUUUGCACUUUUCUUGGUCUUGGCUACAACCUGAGUGAAGAAUUUCCUACUGAAUGUACCAAGUUCCAGUUUUUAAGGAGGAAAAAGUUUCAAACAGGGGAAAAUGAAAAAAAAAAAAAAGAAAAAGAAAAAAAAUCACUAAAAAUUCCCAUAAAUCUUGUUUCUGGCACUUUAGAAAAACUGCAAAAAAUACAUAAUAAAGAAUACAUAUAUAUAUCUACACACAAAUUAUAUAUAUAAAUAUAUCUAUAUAUACAGCGGAACCACAAGAGAGACUGAGGAAGGCCUGAAGGCAGGGGGCAGAGAAGGGUCCCCUCUACCCUUCACUGCCCUCUUCUGAGGAAGUCAAGAGAGAAGGGGUAAAAAAUGGACUGGGGAAUUUGAAUUUCAGAAUAGAUCAAAAUUCUGACCUUUUGGAAGAAUUGAGAUUAGAAGUGUUUUUUUUUUGUUGUUGUUGUUGUUGUUGUCAUUUUUUGUUUUUAAUAAGGGUAAAGAGAAUAGCUUCCAGAAUUUAGCAACAAAUAGUUGUGGCAAAGCAGAAACUUAAAAAUAUGUAUUUGAGCUGGAAGGUCUCAAUAUCAGAGUUUCAGGUGUUGGAAGUUUGGGAUUUUGCAAUUUUGUCAUUUGAAGGUGAUCAAGUCUUGUCAGUUUGUGCCCUCUUUCCCCAUGUGACCUGGGAAGAAGGGAGAAAGUGGGAAGCCACUGGUUCUGUGCCACAGCACGCAAGAUUUAGAAUUUUACAGAUUCUAGCUCUAUACAUAGUGAGGACCCAGAUUUAGAGAAUCUGACCAAUAUUUAUCUCCAGAUUUGUGUGUGUUUCCAAUUCUCUAGGCCAAUAAAUCAACAAGACAAAUGAACUAUGCUCACA